Molecule: messenger RNA, 4684 nt
Organism: Prorocentrum cordatum
Lineage: Eukaryota; Dinophyceae; Prorocentrales; Prorocentraceae
Source: the annotation of a GenBank genome assembly
CUACAGCUCCGGGCGUUCGACGAGGCACAAGCUGCCUCAGCCAGUCGGGCUCAAGCUUCGGCCGAGACGUGGCUUCUCUCGCGGAUCCCUGGCUUCUCAGCGAGCCGUCGUGGCUGCCCGGUGGCCGCGCGGGCCGAAUGAGGCUCGUUGCUUGGCUGGCCGUGAUCUCUGCUCGCUCCGCGGAGAGUGUAUGCCUCUCCGCUGCCCGUCAUUCCGCGGUCGCCUCGAAGGAUGUGAAAAUGGUGGAGUACAAGGGGACCCUGUACCAGCUGCCCAUCGCGCGGGGAAGGUGGAUGUCGGCGCAGGUCCCCUUCUACGUCAUCAGCCUCCUGCUCACCGAGAUCAUGGGCAUCAACGUCACCGAACACCGCGGGGGGACCUCGAGAGACCUCCUGCGCGAGGUCGGCGGCUGCUCCGACGACUCGCUCGUCUGCUCCAUUGGGGAGCAGAUUGCGGGGAAGUUCGCGGACCCCCCAGCGAUCUGGGCGGCGACGGAGGUGUGGACGUCCUCGGGGGAGAACCGGCGGCUCCGCGACUUCGUGGCCAGCGCCUCCUUCGCGGGCUAUAUCGCUGACCCUGGGCUGCGCGCGCUCCCCGUCGCGUACGCACAGGCGGACGCCGCGGGCAUCCUGCUCGGUCUGUGGGAGUCUCUCCUGCUCCCGGGCACCAAGGCGUGCUGCUUCUCGGACGUCGCCGACGUGAUGAACGCCUCCGCCGAGCUGGGCUACGCCUCGCAGAUUACGAAUGGGACGACAGACUAUGAAAAGAUGAAGUCCCUCAAUCUGAGCGAGCAAAUCCAGGACGGGUGGUACAUUGCCUCAGGUUGCCAACACAAUCCAGCCUGCAUCCCUGUCCUCCUCGGAGAGUUCAAUUGGAACAUGGAGGAAUGGGUCGAGGUUGCCGAGGCGAACUCGCUCCCCCUGGCGAUCGCUCCGUACGGCUGGAAACCAGGGCUUUUGACGGCUGUGACGGAUUUGGCGGCAAGGAAUCUCAGUUUCCUUUUCUAUUGGUGGCGCCCCGACGGCGCAUUCGAACAUCUAAGCCCAAAGAUGGUCCUGUUCCGGGAGGAAAUGCUUACCAUCAAGCAAGCGCAGCCGGUAGAGAAGAUCGCGUGGAAUAAGAUCCUCGAAGUCGACAGGGGGAGUGACAUCAUGACUUUCCUCAGCCGAGUAAUGUUCGACAACGAGCAGAUGGACGACUUCUCGACGAGGCAGCUGCAGGCGCAGCUGAACGAGAGCGAGAGCCCAAGGGAUAUUGCCUGCGAGUGGCUUCUGGACAACGAGGCCACGUGGAGAAGCUGGAUACCGGACGUCACCAAUUGCGAGAGUGGUUUCUUUUACGACAACGUUACCGCGCAGUGCAGUGGGUGUGCGCCUGGCACAUUCGCACCCAACAAGGGCAUGACAGCGUGCGAGACGUGCGCUGCUGGGACCUUCCAGUCGCAGCCGGGCAAGACGGCCUGCGAGCCCUGCUUGGCAGGCACCUACUCUGGCCGUGCCGCCUCGAACUGCACCACCUGCCCCGUUGGGCGGUGGCAGGGAGAGAUGGGCCAGACAGACUGCAGCCCCUGCGAUGCCGCAGGUCAGCUGACAACGCAGUGGCCUGGCUCGGUCUCCGAGGUGGAGUGCGCGUGCCCGCGGGGCAAAUACAGGCCGUGGGAGGCCGCCGCCGCCCUCUGCGAGCCCUGUCCGGAGGGCAUGGCCUGCGCGCUGGGCAGCGACCUGGCGAACGUCGUGCAGGGCCCGGGCCCUUUCCCUGGCGACCAGCCCUUCCCACACUGCUCAAGGGAUACAUGUCGCUCCCCUCCGAGCCCACGCGGGUCUUCCGGUGCCUGCCCCAGGACAACUGCCUGGGCGGCGGCCCGGCGGCCUGUGCGCAGCGGAGGGCCGCCGUGCAGCCCGCGUGCGGCGAGUGCGCGGAGGGCUCGUACUCGAGCGGCGGGAGCUGCCGCGAGUGCGGGGCUCUCGAUGUCUGCCCCUUCUUGUUCAUCAGCAUCUGCGCCUUAAUUUGCCUCGUCCUGGUCACCAGGACGGUGAACCAUAAUCUGUUGAUGCACUCCAGCUCCGCGAUCAUGAUCGUCCUGAUCACCGGCCUGCUGUUCGGCGGGGUCCAGGCCAUGGGCGCAUUUACGCAAAUGUCUAUCGACUGGGGCAGCGGGGUUGACGCUAUCCUUGGUUUCAUCAAUGUGUUGAGCUUCGACCUCAAAGUGGUGCGUAUCGAAUGCAUAAUCGGGACUAGCAGCCCUGCGGUAUCCUUCAUUAUGCGCCAGUUCUUUGCCCCUUGUAGUGCCCUUGUUGUUCUCCUGUUGCUCUGUCUCAAGAAGGUGCGGAUCCCCAGCACCAGCAUUCAGGUCGAGCUAGUGAAUACGGUCGGAUCGCUGUUCAACAUAUUCUUCAUGUCUAUCGUUACGUCGGGUGUGUCCCCCCUCAUCUGCUACAAGCACCCCUCUGGCGACAGGUCGAUGGUGGCUGCCAGUUCAAUCCUGUGUUUCGACAGUGACCGACACGUCGUGAUGAUGGCAACAGGGAUCACGUCGCUCAUUCUUGUGCCGCUUCCAUUCGUGGCCUCCGUGAGCUACUUCAUCAUGCACUAUCCUGGGUACUUGGCGACCUCGAAGGACAUGCACUCGCAGAGCGCACUGGCGGCUAUGCGCUUCCUGUAUUGCCGCUUCUGGCCGCGCAGGUACUACUACGGCGUCGUGUUGCUGUCCAGGAGCCUGCUGAUCUGCCUCGUGCCCGUGGUGAUCGGCGACGACGUGGCACUUCAGAUCUGCGUGAUGGUUACCAUCAUCGGCUUUAUGACGCUGUUGCAGCAGGAACUCAAGCCAUGGCGCAAUCGAGUAGUCAACUGUAUGGACGGUGUCAUGUGCAUCAUGCUGAUACUGCUGUUGCUUUCUGGAGCACUGGUGGCCGACCUCAACGUGAACCCUUCAACGGUCGAGUGGCUGGGAUUCAGUACCAUACUUGCUGUCUUCGUGGUCGCAGGCGGAGGGAUUGUGUGGGCCCUCUUCAGUCGAUGCGAUCCCCGACGCAAGUACGGUUUUUUCGUCUGCCAUCACAAAGCUGCCGCAGCCGCCCAGGCACGUCUGCUCAAGAUAAAGCUCAAAGAGCAUACGCGAAGGCGCGUAUUCAUAGACUCGGACAACCUAACUGAGCUGGACAGCCUCUUCGACAUCGUGAAGUGUCAGGUGAAGCACCUCGUCGUGUACUUGACAAGUGACACACUGAGUCGACCUUGGUGCGCAGGAGAAAUCACGACGGCAUUCCACGUGGGCACAGUGAGGGUUACGGCCGUGAGGACGCCGGCAUUCCAGCCGCCGACGGAGGAGCAGUUGGUGAAGGUCGACGAAUUUUUGGAUCUCAGCUCAUGCACGUUGGAGGAGUACGGUAUCUCGUUCGACAGCGUGCGGAACGCCUUCGCGCAGCUGCUUGGCAGCGAAACUCCGCAGCUGAGGCUGGACGAAACGGGCGGAGUUCACACAUUCGACGUACUGGUGGACUGCCUGCUCACGAGGCCCACGACACGGAGACCGGGUAGCGACAUGGUCGUGAGCAUGACCCGCGGUCUGGACUUGCUGCCGAAAGACCAAGAGUGUUCAAUCGUCAUCUGUUCCGACCAUGGCGACAUGGAGGCCGUGGCUGCCGCCACCAUCUUGAACGCGAUGAUCAGGGAGCACGCGUUGUCGGUGGGGGGCAGGGGCGCGGUGCAUUUCUACGACUACCAGCAGGAGGAGGCAGAGAUUUACGGCAGGAUGGCUAAGUGUUCGCAAGCCACCGUGCUGUUGCUUUCUCACGGCUCGAUGAGAUCCGCGACGCAGCUUCGAGUGAUCGUCGACUUGAUGACUGGGGAAGAUCACGGUGUUGACGACCAUCAUGGUCUUUCCAGGCAGUCUGAGCAUGCAGGUGUAAAAAGAAGGAAAGGAAGCACGGCCGUGCCGGUGUUGAUAGACGGUUUCAGGUUCCCCAACGAUCGCUACUACAAAGAAGACCUCCCACGAAUCCUCGGCCCCGUGCUCGCCCAGGAAGCGAGCCCUUUGAUUCAUAAUUUCUUCAAGACGAUCGCGGUGCCAUUGUCCACCGCUGCCUCCGAGACCUUGCUCAAGCUUCAGGCGAAGCAGAUUUUCGCGCGCGCGCUUUUUGAUGAAGUGCUGAAGGCACCACUGUAGAGCAGACUCUGCCCUAAAUGAGGGCGCAGGCGCAGGGGUCUCACAGGGCGCGCACGAGCCGCACUUCCACUAAUUUGUUGCCACCUCCAUGUAAUUUAGGGACUAAGCCAAUCUGAGUAAAAAAGAGAACGAAGAUCAGCAGUUUGCCGUCUAUCUGAGUGAGUGCCCACACCAAAUCUUGAACGUACAGGCCUGUGACGUUGGCUACAUGCUCGAGCGCAUGCUGGCGCAGAGCAGCGCUGGCAGCAGCGCGCGGACAUAGAAGGAGGACAGGAUUGAGCACUGCAGCUGAUUGUCUUCCUAAGUUGUAUCGAAGACCUGCUGGCGGCGCAAGCGCCGACGUAGGCGUCAGUGUCGGUGCUGACGUGGGUGUUACUAUGCUAGCCGAACGUCCGCACAGUGGCCGGACGUCCGUGUGAUGGUCGUCCGACCUUGCCAGCUCCCCUUUCUUCGAUUGCUCCAGGCUGGAAAUGGUGCUCUCAUCCUUGUCGUGCUGAGCGCCCUCGCCGAUGACACCGG